Messenger RNA from Lachancea sp. 'fantastica', 1314 nucleotides. Lineage: Eukaryota; Fungi; Ascomycota; Saccharomycetes; Saccharomycetales; Saccharomycetaceae. The record is from the annotation of a GenBank genome assembly.
AUGGCUAAAAAAUACCUAGUUUUCAUGGUGCAAGUGCACCUCAACUUCAGACUUGCGGAAUUGGAGUCCCUGGCGGAUCUGCAUGGGAUCAAGAGCGUGGAUUUCACACAGUACGAUAGAGAGUCGCCAUUUUUUAUAGUGGAACUGGAAAACGACGAACAAGCGAAAAAAUGGAUCUCCAGGUCGAUCCUGACUCGCGCCAUCUAUGAGUACUGGGGCCAGGGCAAAGACUACUCCCAGUUGCAUGAAAACGUGCAGAGUAGCCCAGACUUCUCACAACGCAAGCACGAGUAUCGCAAUGCGUCUUUCAAGUUCGAGUUCGACAGCUUCGGCGGUAGCUCUUCGGGCAGGCUAGACCGUGUUGCAUGCAUCGAAUCAUUUCAAUAUUUGGAUUUCCAAGGCCCGAUUCGCAUGAAAAACCCGCAAGAAAUCUUCACCAUCAUCGAGGAGUAUGAGCCGCUGAAUGACAACCAGGCCGGCGAAACACCAUUGCGUGUGUUUUUCGGUCGCGAAGUUCAACGCAGUGACCGUUUCCGUGGAGCAUUGGAAAAAUACGACUUGAAAAAAAGACCUUACAAGGGCACCACGAGUUUUGAAGCCGAACUUUCGCUUGUUAGUGCCAAUAUUGCGCAGGUUAAACCGGGGACUGUAAUGUACGACCCAUUUGCCGGCACUGGCUCCUUUUUGACUGCAGGUGGACAUUACCAGGCAAUGGUGAUUGGCUCUGACAUUGAUGGACGCAUGAUAAGAGGCAAGGGAAACCAGACGAUUAGAGCCAAUUUCAAAAAAUACCAGGACUCGUUGCAGUUUUUGGAUGUGCUAACGAUGGAUUUUACUCACAAUGCGCUCAGAAGUAAUAUGAUGAUAGACACAAUACUUUGUGAUCCACCUUACGGCAUUCGCGAAAGUAUCAAAAUUCUGGGUGCCAAAGAUCCAGAGCGGUUUGUUGGGAAGGAGAACGUUGAAAUAGAUGGUAAAAAGGCCUAUCUAAUGCGCGACUACAUCCCCACCAAAAAACCAUAUUCCCUCGAUGCGCUCCUGGAUGAUUUGUUGCAUUUCGCCGUCGAAAGACUGCCCCUAAAUGGAAGACUUGCAUUUUGGAUGCCGGUGGCCAAUGAUGAAGAUAUUGAAACAGUCAUACCGUUACAUUCCAACUUGGAACUCAAAUACAACUGUGUCCAGGAAUUCAACAAGUGGUCCAGACGUCUCUUGGUUUACAUCAACAGAGGCUCCGACUACAAAGGACCUGCCAACGUAGGUUUGGAGCGAUCGAAAGAAAACUUUCGUGAUCGCUAUUUCAAUGGGUUUAACUAA